Messenger RNA from Solanum lycopersicum (tomato), 3864 nucleotides. Its product is annotated as probable LRR receptor-like serine/threonine-protein kinase At3g47570. Gene Ontology annotation, biological process: protein phosphorylation. Gene Ontology annotation, molecular function: protein kinase activity; ATP binding; protein binding. Lineage: Eukaryota; Viridiplantae; Streptophyta; Magnoliopsida; Solanales; Solanaceae. The record is from RefSeq and is a predicted model, not a curated record.
AUAAAACUCUUUGAGAAGAAACAUUUUACUUAAUAUAUAUCCGAAAUCCUCUUUGCACUAAUUCAAAUAAGCAAGUUCAAUUUUUUUUUUCAAAGCAAUGACACUCAUGGAGAAAUCCUUGUUCUAUUCUCAAUUAGCAUUUUUGUUACUUCAAUGUAUAGUAACUAGCUUAGCUAUCAAGACAGAAACCAAUAUUACAACUGAUCAGUCCGCGCUUCUUUCCUUGAAAUCUCAUAUCAUUUCUGACCCUUUUCAGCUCUUGUCCAAAAGCUGGUCUCAGGACACUUCUGUUUGCAAUUGGAUUGGAGUCACUUGUGGCUCUAGGCACAACAGAGUGACUUCCUUGAAUAUCUCCAACAUGGGUAUAACAGGAACCAUCCCACAACUUUUUGGGAACCUCACAUUUCUUGUUUCUCUUGACUUGGAUAGCAACAAUUUCUUUGGCAAUCUGCCUCAAGAAAUGGUUCGUUUGCGUAGAUUGAAGCUCAUGAAAUUGAGUUAUAACAAUUUUAGUGGUGAAGUUCCUUCUUGGUUCGGUUUCUUAGCUCAACUUGAAGUUCUUACUCUUAAGAAUAAUAGUUUUACUGGUUUAAUUCCGUCUUCACUUUCUAACAUUUCCAAUCUUGAAGCUUUGGAUUUAGCCUUCAAUACUUUGGAGGGUAACAUCCCAAAAGACAUUGGAAAUCUAAAGAAUUUGAGGGGUUUAAACCUGGGACAUAACAAUCUUACUGGUACUGUUCCUCCAUCCUUCUCAAAUGCUACAAAGCUGGAAAAGUUGAUUCUUUCUUAUAAUUUCCUUCAUGGAAACAUCCCAAAUGAGAUGGGUGAUCUUCAGAACCUGAACUGGUUGAUUAUAGAAAAUAAUCAGCUUACAGGUUCUAUACCGUUCUCAAUUUUCAAUAUUUCCACACUUGAGUCUAUUGGAUUUUCCCAAAAUGGUUUAUCUGGUGACCUCCCUGAUGAUUUAUGUGAUCAUCUUCCGAUACUCAAAGGGCUUUAUCUUUCUUUUAAUAAGCUACAAGGCCAUAUGCCACAAAGCUUGUCAAGAUGUUACGAACUUCAGCUAUUAUCUCUAUCAAAUAAUGAUUUUGAUGGACCGAUACCUAGUGAAAUUGGGAUGUUAAGUAACUUGCAGACCUUAUAUCUUGGUUUUAACCGUUUCACAGGGGAAAUACCACAGGAAAUUGGGGAUCUUGUUAAUUUGGUAAUGAUAGGCAUGGAGAGAAACCAGCUUACAGGCUCUAUACCCAAGUCCAUAUUCAAUAUUUCUUCACUACAACUUCUGUCACUGCAAAACAACAAUUUUACUGGAUCCUUAUCGAGGGAGAUUGGAAAUCUUACUAUGCUUCAAGGUCUAUAUCUUGGUCAAAACAUGCUUACAGGUGAAAUACCAAAAGAGGUAAGCAACCUCAUUGAGUUGGUGGACAUUGAUUUGGGGAGUAACAGAUUCAGUGGUUCAUUUCCGAUGGGGAUAUUCAACAUCUCAGGACUGAGAUUGAUUGAUCUUACAGAUAAUACUCUAUCGGGAACCCUCCCAUCGAGUAUAGGUUCUAUGCUUCCCAACAUAGAACUUCUUUAUCUAGGUGGCCUAACGAACCUUGCUGGGAGUAUGCCUCAUUCUCUCUCAAAUUGUUCAAGACUUACUGCUCUAGACCUUUCACUGAACAAACUUUCCGGCUCGAUUCCCAACUCUCUUGGAGAUUUGACACUCCUACAGACCCUAAACUUGAUGGAAAACAAUUUAAGCAGUGACCAGUCUUCUCAAGAACUUAACUUCUUAACUUCAUUGACAAACUGCAGAAAUCUAAAACAACUGAGUCUUUCCUUUAACCCUCUAAAUGGUAUGCUUCCACCCUCAGUUGGGAACCUUUCAACUUCUCUUGAAAAGAUUUUGGCUUCUGAUUGCCAAAUUAAAGGUGAUAUUCCGAAUGAUAUUGGGAAUUUAAGCAGCUUAAUCUACUUGUUUCUAUAUGGGAACAGAUUGACUGGACCGAUUCCCGGGACACUUGGCAGCUUAGGCAGGCUUCAGGAAUUUUCUUUGGCUAACAACAGACUAAAAGGAUCUAUUGGAGAUAGCCUUUGUAAAAUGCAAAACUUGGGUAACAUAUACUUGGGUGAAAAUCAAUUCUCAGGACUUGUUCCUAAUUGUUUAGGGAAUGUUACUUCCCUUAGGGGGAUAAAACUCAAUUCCAACAGAUUGAGUUCAAAUAUACCAUUAAGCUUAGGUAACCUCAAAGAUCUUCUGGAGCUCGACUUAUCGUCUAACAACAUGAGUGGUUCUUUACCUGCAGAAAUUGGAAAUCUAAGGGUUGCAAUUCGUAUAGAUCUUUCGCAUAAUCAAUUUUCAAAUGGUAUUCCAAGAGAAAUUGGAGACAUGCAAAAUCUGAUAUACCUUUCUUUGGCACAAAACAAGUUGCAAGGAUCUAUACCUGACUCAAUAGGUAGCAUACCGAGUUUGGAAUUUCUAGACCUCUCGAAUAACAAUCUAUCUGGAUCAAUUCCGAUGUCCUUAGAGAAGCUUCGGUAUCUCAACUAUUUCAAUGUUUCCUUUAACAGCUUGCAGGGUGAAAUUCCUUUUAGUGGUCCUUUCAAGAACCUUUCCAGCCUGUCAUUCAUGUUCAAUGAAGCAUUGUGUGGUGCUCCAAGAUUUCAUGUCCCUUCGUGCCCCACUUCUUCAAACCAUAGAUCAAAGAGGAAGAAGUUACUUCUGAUAGUCUUUCCUCUACUCGGAGCUGCUGUGACAAUUGUUUUUGUAACAUUGGCAUUUGUGUGGAUGAGGUACAGAAAAGAAGGAAAUGUUCCAGUCCAAGCUGAUUUGUUAGCUACAAGGGAAAGAAUUUCAUACUAUGAAAUCAUACAAGCCACAAAUGAUUUUAGUGAGAGUAAUUUCAUUGGUUCAGGGAGUUUUGGUUCUGUUUACAAAGGAAUUCUCAUAAAUGGGACUAUCAUUGCAGUUAAAGUGUUCAACCUACAAGUUGAAGGUGCAUUCAAGAGUUUUGAAACAGAAUGUGAAGUUCUUCGCAACCUUCGCCAUAGGAAUCUCACCAAAGUCAUUAGCAGUUGCUCCAACCUUGAUUUCAAGGCUUUAGUGCUCGAGUACAUGCCUAAUGGGAGCCUUGAAAAGUGGUUGUAUUCACACAACUACUUCUUAGACAUCCUUCAAAGACUAAGCAUAAUGAUUGAUGUGGCAUGUGCAUUGGAAUAUCUCCACCAUGGUUGCUCAGCACCUGUGAUUCAUUGUGAUCUGAAGCCUAGCAAUGUCUUGCUAGAUGAAAACAUGGUAGCUCAUUUAAGUGACUUUGGCAUUUCUAAACUACUCAGUGAAGAUGAGAGUGAUUUACACACUAAAACCUUAGCAACAUUCGGCUACAUUGCACCAGAGUAUGGAAGGGAAGGAUUGCUGUCGCUAAAAUGUGAUGUUUAUAGUUACGGGAUCAUGCUGAUGGAAACAUUCACGAGGAGAAGGCCGAACGAUGAAAUAUUUGAUGAAGAUCUUAGUUUAAAGAAAUGGGUGAGUGAUUCACUCCCAGAGGCAACAAUCAAAGUUGUAGAUGCGAAUUUUCUAACACCAGAAGAUGAGAAAUUCAUGGAAAAGAUAGAUUGUGUAGCAUCCAUCAUGAAAGUGGCACUGGAUUGCUCUGCUGAAUCUCCUGAAGAAAGGAUCUACAUGAAAGAUGUUGUAGGAACACUACAAAAGAUCAAGAUUCAACUUCUUUCAUGUUCCGCAAGUGCAUAAAGACAUUUGACUCAUGUCACUUGAGGGUAUAGAAAGUGUUUGGUUAACUUUUUAGCUGCAUACCUAGACUGUUUUCCUUUCUAGCUGCAUAAGAUAUUCCUAUUCUUAUUGAGAUCCUUUGUGAAUUU